Molecule: messenger RNA, 1883 nt
Organism: Myripristis murdjan (pinecone soldierfish)
Lineage: Eukaryota; Metazoa; Chordata; Actinopteri; Holocentriformes; Holocentridae
Product: GDP-L-fucose synthase
Exons: 10
Coding region: 79-1056 (325 amino acids)
Biological process (GO): nucleotide-sugar biosynthetic process
Molecular function (GO): GDP-L-fucose synthase activity
Source: RefSeq, a predicted model, not a curated record
GACCGGAAGCCGUUUCUGUUUAAAUUGUGUUGUGUUUUGACGUCGACGUGGACACGGUCUCCUGUCCACAGCGUAGUGAUGGAUAGUGUGGGGGAUCACUCAGGUCCGAUGAGGGUUUUGGUGACUGGAGGGUCUGGCUUGGUGGGUAGGGCCAUACAACAUAUUGUCAAAGAAGAGGGUGGUGGCAAGGAGGGCGAAGAAUGGACAUUCCUUUCCUCCAAGGAUGCUAACCUCAUGAACAUGGAGGAGACACGGGCAGUGUUUCAGAAGCAUCGGCCCACCCAUAUCAUCCACCUGGCCGCUAUGGUUGGAGGGCUGUUCAAAAACAUGAGGGUCAAUCUUGACUUCUGGAGAAACAAUAUCUACAUCAAUGAUAAUGUGCUGCAGGCAGCACAUGAAGUGGGUGUGGUCAAAGUGGUGUCCUGCCUAUCCACCUGCAUCUUCCCUGAUAAGACUACCUACCCCAUUGAUGAGACCAUGAUUCAUAAUGGCCCACCUCAUGAGUCAAACUUUGGCUAUGCCUAUGCGAAGAGAAUGAUCGAUGUUCACAAUAGGGCAUAUUUUCAGCAGCAUGGGCGCUACUACACAGCUGUGAUUCCCACCAACGUGUUCGGUCCCCAUGACAACUUCAGCAUUGAGGACGGCCACGUGUUACCAGGCCUCAUACACAAAGCUUACAUUGCUCAAAAGGAGGGGAAGCCUUUAGUGGUAUGGGGUUCUGGCACUCCCAGAAGGCAGUUCAUUUACUCUUUGGACCUGGCUCGCCUCUUCCUGUGGGUUCUGAGGGAGUAUAAUGAAGUGGAACCAAUCAUACUUUCUGUUGGGGAGGAAGAUGAGGUGUCCAUCAAAGAAGCAGCAGAUGCAGUUGUGGCAGCACUGGGGUUCAAAGGUGAAGUGGUGUACGAUACCAGUAAAGCAGAUGGACAGUUCAAGAAGACAGCCAGCAACGCAAAGCUGCUCCGUUACCUGCCAAACUUCUCCUUUACACCCUUUAACAAAGCUUUGAAGGACACCUGUGAUUGGUUUGUUGCCAACUAUGACACAGCUCGCAAAUGAAGUCUUCAAAACAAGUUGGGAAAGUCCAAGUGAAUUCACUGUAUGCUCUCUGGGGAGCAAGAAUAGAAAGGGGCAUUGGUGGAGGUAGUGACUGGUGAGGGAGUUGAAGAUGACUUAUUCAUCCAGACAGAACACCGUUGUAAGUGAAGUGUGUCACUGUCAUUAUAGUUGUGUCAUUUAUGUCUAUACACUCCAAGUGUGAAUGUUUUGAGCUGGACAGUCUGUCUCACCUCUCUGUAAUGUCUGCAGCACUAGGCAAUCAGCAACUUUGUUGUUACAGACUUGCCCACAGUCUGUGUGGUUGAAUAUCACAUCAGUGUGAUGUCAGUUUUAAUCUGCACCAAUGCAACAUACUAUAUCAGAACAGUACAACCUAUCCCAGUGUCAGCUGUCCAAACUGUUACACAAUGCAGGCAUUAUGACCACAAUGUAUGAUCAUAGACAUAUUUCAUUAUGUGCAACUUUCAGUUGCUUUUUUUUUUUUCUUCUUCUUCUGAGGGUUGGUGUUACUCAGUUCAUUUGUAAAUCAGUUGCUUAAGUCUUGUAAUUGAGAAGCAGGCACAUUUUGUAAUUCAAAGCUCCUGUUGAUUUUAAAUACACUUGAGCAGUUUAAUAUGUCACUAGUCUGUAUGACAUUCUUGUGGGGUAUGGAUAUUGAAGUCUUAAAAGGCCAACUGUUGUUGCCUAAAUGCUUUAUUGGGUGAACACAAUGAUUUGUUUGUCUUGGUUAUGGUAUAUGCUGCUGUUAACUGGGUGGAUUGGGAUAUUUAUUAUGUCAAUCAAUGAUCUUAGUUUUGUUUCCUGAUUAAAAUGUUUUUAUACCUAUG